AUCUCACCUGUUGACUGCGAUAUGUCAUGUGGCCUUUCACCAAAUACCAAUCAAGAAGUACAGGGCCUACCCCUUUUAUUGACAAGCAAGAAGAGUGAAGCCUUCAGAAAUGACCAACAUAAAAAAAUUUUCUGCAAAUGAAGAUGGAUUCAAGGUUACGAGGGAAGUUCAGGAAUACUUCGAUGAAAAUGGAUACAUUGUUGUCAAGGGUCUCCUCGACUCGGAAGAGGUGACCAUGUUGAAGGAAGCCAUGGAACAGGACCGGGAUGUCUUGUCCAACUGCUUCGAGCGCGACGAUGGUGACGGACAAAAGGUGAAGCUGUCGCUGUGGAACGAACCUGGGGAUGACAUCACGGGGUACCUGGCAAGAUCGGAUAAAGUGGCUGGGACAUUCGACGAGCUGCUUGGAGGGGAAGUCUAUCACUUUCAUACGAAACUUGUGCAAAAAGAAGCUUUUACUGGCGGCUCCUUCGUGUGGCAUCAGGAUUACGGGUACUGGUAUGACAACGGCGUCCUUGUUCCUGACUUAGGAACUGUCAGCAUAGCCAUUGAUAGGGCCGACACCUCGAAUGGAUGCCUGAAGGUUUUGCCCAGGUCCCACAAAGCAGGUCGCAUCCACCACGUGGUCGUAGCCGAACAGGUCGGGGCCGACCCAGACCGUAUGAAGUACCUCACAGAAAGAUUCGAUGUGGUCGACGUGGAACUGGAUCCAGGUGAUGCACUCUUCUUCCACUGUAACCUCCUCCACAAGAGUGACCAGAACAACAGUCCCAACAGAAGAUGGGCAAUGCUGUUUGCCUACAACAGGGCCAAUAACUCGCCUGUUAUAGUUGACUACCAUCAGCCAUAUAAACCAUUGAAAAGGGUGAGAAACUCUGAGGUCAAAAAUUGCUCGAAGUCGACUCAGAAGAGGAAUUACCUUGAUGCCAUAAACGAUGACCAGGCUUACCAAAAACAGCUACAGGAACAGAAGUAGCCCUUACAGGUCCAGAGGAUCGAUGCCGUCCACUACAUCACACGAACUUUUUCCGUCCUUGGCUUAUGAUUUCAAUACCAUAAUAGAGUGCACAUAAAACUUAAAUAAAAACAAAUUUUGUCACUAACGCUGACGGGAACUUAACUAGGCUUAACCGAAGGAGCUAACGCCAGUGUUGGUGACAAAAUUUGUUUGUUUGAACAACCAAGCCCUGUCAUCAGAUAUUUCAAUCUGCGUCAGAGACAAUCGUCAAGUUCUGUUUUAUUUAAGCUUUAAAAGUAAUUCUGAAUGAAGGCAUUUCAUCGUUGCUAUGCACCUUUCCAGAAAUGGGGCCCUGAGUGUCCGAAAUAGUGAUGUCAUAAGGGGAAACGAGGCCUUCUGGUGGAGGGACAAAGGAGAUAGUCAUGGUUGACCAACACACUUGAAUGCCUUUAAUGACGGACAAGGGGGAAAGUUAGUUCCAAUGCAAGCCUGUCCUUUCUGUCUUUGGUUCGAUUCACGGAAAGGCCGCUUCAUCGCGGAUCGUGGCACUCUCUCUGAUCGAAUUGGCCUCCUCCGUCAAAUGUAAUGAAACGAAAACGAAUGAUUUGUAUAUGAUAUUUUCGGGUUUAUUUCUUACAUUUAUAAUUUUUGCGAUAAAUAUUUACAAUAUUUCCAACAGUAUUGAUUGAAAUGAGGUGAAUCAAAUAUAUACAUCCCUUAAA
Lineus longissimus is the source of this 1680-nucleotide messenger RNA. RefSeq names its product L-proline trans-4-hydroxylase-like. The record is from RefSeq and is a predicted model, not a curated record. Lineage: Eukaryota; Metazoa; Nemertea; Pilidiophora; Heteronemertea; Lineidae. The transcript has 7 exons. The coding region runs from base 110 to 976 and encodes 288 amino acids.